AUGGUGACAACUUGCAAUAACACGCUAAAUGCAACGCCAACGAUCGCCGCCACGAUACCACCGGCCAUUGUGGAAAAAUUAAUCACUUAUUCCAUUAUUUCUGCUUUAACCAUCACUACCAAUGGCCUGUUAAUUCUACUCAUUGCACUGCAUCGUUCGUUGCAUCAUGUCUCCAAUGCGAUGAUUGCAAGUAUGGCGGUGGCAGCAAUUUGUUAUUCGCUCACUUAUUUAAUGCCACGAUGGGCAUUGUAUGAAAUUCUCAACUUGCGCCGAAAUGCUGCUGCUUGUACACUACUUCCCAUGAACGGAAUCUUGUUUAUUUUAAUUUUAAAUUCUCACAUUUGUUUAGUCAGUUUCGAUCGUUAUGUUUCAGUAACGCAUCCAUUUAGUUACAAUCGUCGUGCUACUCCACGACUAGCGGCGAUCUUCAUUGCUAUCGUAUGGUUCUUGCCCAUUUUGGCUAUUUUUAUACCCUUAGUCUCAUUUUUGAAAUUUUCUAGCCAUCGAUGUGUCCAGUUAAGACCAACUGACGUUGUCGAACAUCGUGUCUAUUUAAUAUUAUUAUUUACUGUAUUAUUUUUUAUUCCCCUUAUAGUAUUAGUUUUUGUCUAUGGACGUAUCUUAAUUAUUGUCAAUGAUCACACGCGGCGCCAGCAAUACUUUCAGAAUGGCCCUUCGUCCACCCCAACGCAUGCCAUCAUACGCAAUAUUAAAGCAUUACGAAGUAUGGCCAUCAUUGUUGGUGUAUUUAUCCUCUUUUGGAUGCCUUAUGUAAUCACCUUCCUAUCCCUCUAUUUAUCCACUCGUAUUACACAUUUACAAGCUACCGUUGUACGCAUCAGUCAAUAUUUCGCCUUUUCCUAUCCAGCGGUUUGCCCGCUUAUUUACGUAUUCUUUACUGCCGAUCUGCGAAGCCAUGUUUUAAAAUAUUUCCGUUUUGGUGAUAUCAAACGUGAGCAUUGUAUAACACUCGAUAGUACACUUCGACGUUAUUCUGAUUUGAACCUUAACAUGUCAGUCACAAUCAACAAAAAAAGCAUUAAAUAA
Trichoplax adhaerens is the source of this 1047-nucleotide messenger RNA. RefSeq lists its product as uncharacterized. The record is from RefSeq and is a predicted model, not a curated record. Bases 1 to 1047 code for a protein of 348 amino acids. Gene Ontology annotation, cellular component: dendrite; membrane. The transcript has a single exon. Gene Ontology annotation, biological process: chemical synaptic transmission; G protein-coupled receptor signaling pathway, coupled to cyclic nucleotide second messenger. Gene Ontology annotation, molecular function: G protein-coupled serotonin receptor activity; neurotransmitter receptor activity. Lineage: Eukaryota; Metazoa; Placozoa; Uniplacotomia; Trichoplacea; Trichoplacidae.